Messenger RNA from Eurytemora carolleeae, 2187 nucleotides. Its product is annotated as ATP-binding cassette sub-family D member 4. NCBI's taxonomy places the organism in Eukaryota, Metazoa, Arthropoda, Copepoda, Calanoida, Temoridae. The transcript is spliced from 19 exons. Gene Ontology annotation, cellular component: peroxisomal membrane. Gene Ontology annotation, molecular function: ABC-type transporter activity; ATP hydrolysis activity; long-chain fatty acid transmembrane transporter activity. The coding region runs from base 1 to 1983 and encodes 660 amino acids. Gene Ontology annotation, biological process: long-chain fatty acid import into peroxisome; peroxisome organization; fatty acid beta-oxidation. The record is from RefSeq and is a predicted model, not a curated record.
AUGUCAAGGAAAGAAGAGGAAUUCUGGAGAUUACACAGAGUUUUCUUUCCUGGCUUGCUCUCUGUUAAUACCGGAGUAUUUGGUCUUCUUCUCCUUACAUCAGGAUUAGAGCAAUUUCUCGCAUACAGGGUUGGAAUCAUUUCAGGUAAAUUCUUUAAUGUUCUUGGAAGCAAAAACUUGGAAGAGUUUAAGAGCCUGUGUAUUCUCAGUAUUCUCAUUGUUAUUGGAAUAUCCUUUACCAUUUCCGCCAGAGUUCUCACAACUAAAACCUUACAAGUUGGUUGGAGACAAACAUUGUGCCAGAUGCUUCACCGUCUCUACUUAUCCAACUCCAAUUACUACAGAUUGAAUGUGUUGGAUGGCAGUAUAGACAAUCCUGAUCAGCGAAUUAGUUCGGAUGUUAGUUCAUUAGUUGAGAGUUACAGCAGUAUAAUUUCUUCUCUGGUAGUUACCCCCUUCACAAUAGCUUACUAUACAUGGGACGCCUAUACCAGAGCUGGUUGGAUUGGUCCUACAGGGAUGUAUAUUCUGUUUGUUGUGAGUACUAUUGUGAACAAGUUCCUUAUGAAGCCUGUAGUUCAUAUAACUGUGGAGAGGGAGAGAAGAGAGGGGGACUUCCGGUUCAAACAUGUUCAGGUGCGAUGUAACGCAGAGUCUUUGGCCUUUCAUGGAUCUGCUUCUUCUGAAUUGACUAAGGUUAAUAACAAGUUGUCAGAAGUUUGCGGAGUUCAACAAAAACUGUUCAAUCGAAACUUUAUUAUUGACAUUUCUGUCAAUAUGUUCGCUUAUAUAGGUGCUAUAGCGUCCUACCUAGUGAUCUCAGUGCCUAUUUUUGCAGGAGUUUAUGAUUCAUUAUCAGGUGCCGAGAUAUCUCAGAUGAUUUCUGAGAAUGCAUUUGUGUGUAUAUACCUCGUCUCUCAGCUGACUAAACUGGUCUCCAUCACGGGAACCGUGGCUAGCAUGGCAGGAUCCACACAUAGGGUGUGUGAGUUAGUUGAAAGGCUGGUUAAGUUUGGCAAAGAAGCAGAUUUGUCUCCAUCUACCUGCACUACCACACCACCUUCAUCCGCUCAACCAUUCGAUCCACAAUCUUGCUCAUCCCCUCACCCACCCUCUUCUCCAACAUUUUUGACAGAACAUUCUGAACCAUCUGCUUUAGAAACAGUUUGCAUAGUUGAUACGUCCGAAGAAAUAGGAGACACACAACAAAUCUCGAACUUGAAGGAAACUCUUGAAGACCCUGUAAUAUACAAUGAUCUUGACAGAGGAGAAAUGAAUGAUGUUUUGCUCGAAUUUCUCUGGUUCAGUUUAUUCUCUCCUCGAACUUCUUCCUCUGAACCCGAACUUCUAAUCCGUAAUCUUAAUCUCAAGCUCAUCAAGGGACGUAACCUAUUGAUUAUGGGCCCGAGUUCCUCUGGUAAAUCAAGCUUACUGCGUGCAGUUCGUGGUCUUUGGAAACCAGCCCAAGGAGAAGUAAUCAUUAACAGAGAACUAGAACACAGAUUCUUCUUCCUACCUCAGAAACCAUUCUUUACAAAUGGAACUCUUAGAGAACAGGAAUAUUCUCAAUUCAUCAAAAUUAAUGGGAUACAAAUUAUACAUUUAGGAUUACUGGAUAGAUGUGGUGGGUUGGAUACUGAACCUAAUUGGUCGUGGUAUGAUGUGUUGUCUCCAGGGGAGCAGCAAAGACUUGCCUUUACUCGUCUUCUUUACCAUGAUCCUGCUCUAGCUGUCCUAGAUGAAGCUACGUCAGCUAUUUCUCAGGAUGUUGAAUCCCGGUUGUAUGAUUGCUGUUUAGAAAGAAAAAUAACUCUGCUAAGCGUCGGUCACAGGGAAUCAUUGAAACAAUUCCAUCAUCAAGUUGUCAAUCUGAGUGGAGAAGAUGGAGAAUGGAAAAUGGAAGACAUAGUAUCCGACAAACCUGGAGAUAAGGGGGCUACAAAGCUAAACAGAGUUUGGCCGAGUGCUCCAACAUUGUUGUAAAUUUGAGCUAGAAAAUCCACUAGAUCGACGUGAAGUUUAUUAGAAUUCUAUUAGAAACGUCGGGCAUUUUGUUAUUAAAUUAUAUUUUCUAGUCAUUUACAAUCCAAAGAUAUUUGCAUUGAUAUGAAAAUUUAGUGUUGAGUUGGUAUUACAGAUUAUUUAACUAAAUUGUUCUAUUUCGGCCACUUUUAAAAUACUUAAAAA